GCUUACAGUAACGACUUGUUUUGCCUAUCGUUCCGAUUUAGUCACUACACUUUUGUACGUCGACAGUCCUUCUUUUCGAAAGCUUGGGUGGAUAAGCUACAGGGUUUCCCACUUAAAACAGUUGGUCUCUCUUUUUUGGAACGGUUUUUGCGGCCUCCGGGUUUUAUUAAUCAAUUUUGACAAUUUGGCGUGAGAGUAGUUCCGAGUUUUCGCGAUGCGCGAGCAAAAUUUUGACAAGUUUCUCCCUUUUGCGUGAGUGCCAUUUUCCCCAAAUGAAGGGCAAAUGUCAAAAUCAAAUUCACACAGGUCUUGAAGUUCAUGUCCAUCCAAAAAGUGGAAUCCAUUACAUUGUACAGUUUACACUAAAUUCGGUUUCUUCGGGUUUGUUCUAAGCUGUUGUUUUUCAGCAUCUUCAGGGUAGCUCCAUGGGAAGAGCAGUUCCAGAAAUUGGAGUAGAUUUAUAGAAACGAUUGGUGUUUGUGGGGGAUACUUUUUAGAAAAAUUGAUGAUUGCUAGAAUGACUACUAAACUAUUAAGCUUGAUCAUAGUCUAACGAGGAAAUAAAACCGCGAGAAAGCUACCGCAGAGACGGGAAUCGAACCCGUAGCUAUGGUUCUUCUGGCUUCAAUUAGGCUGUUCUUCAUGUGUUUUCACAUGAAGGGUAGUUUAAUUGACGAAACAAUUUCCCCGAAUAGGGCCUCUAGCUACGGGUUCGAGUCCCAUCUCUGUGGUAGCUUUUUCGCGGUUUUCUUUACAUAACUGUGUUCGCAGGUCAUUGUUUUUUUGUUCUUAACAAUCUGUUUUCCUCGUUAGAUAUUAUUCAAUAUAGCUCGAGGUGGCUCUACGUUUAAGACCUUAACAUAUUAUCUGAGCUAUUUUUUUUUCGGCACCUUCAGGGUAGCUCAAUGGCAGAGCAGUUCCAAAAGUUGGAGUAGAUUUGCAGAAACGAGUGCUGUUUAUGAGGGAUACUUUUUCGGAAAAUUCGUAAUUGCUAGCAUAACUACUAAACUGUUGAAUUUCAACUUACACUCACACACAAGUUUCAGUGUCUUGAAAAUAAUGACAACCAAAAUUAAGAAUAAACAAAUCACAGUAUUUUUUAAUGACCUUAGCAGUCUAAGUAGCUUUUGGACUUCUGAUUUGCAGAGAGUAUUUUUCAGGUAAAUUACACUCAAAGGAUAAAAAUGAGCUCAACAAAAACUACAUUUCGAAUAUAAGCUGUUUCUGCUGUUUUUUUUUAUUAUUAUUCUCAGCAAUUUUUAAUGUAACACAAGAAGAAUCGAGAAGAAUCGACACAUAGAUGUCAAACAAAAAAAAUAAAAAUAAACGUAAUAAUAGUCAUUUGCUUAUUUUGUCUUGCUCUUGCAGUACGGGAAAAAACCCGUACCCGGAAAUUUUAUUGUACAUUUCGUCUUUUAUUUUCCGUGCCUAGCAGUUUAAGCCGAACCGUAAGUGCAACUUAACAGUUCAUCUUGAACAAUGCAAAUAGAUAUAAAUUUCACUUUUGUUGAGUGACAAAAUUCAUUCAUUGUAAGAGUCAUGCGUAGAAGCGCUCCAAGUUGCGCCAGAAGUUGUGUACAGAAAUGACAGAUUAAUGUUGAUCGCCUAAACGUAACUGUUUUUUUACAGUUUGAACUUUCACGGAAAAUGGCAUUCAACUUUUUUGUCUCAAAAACCGUAAAAAUAUGACCACCAAUAUUGAAUCAAAUUCCAUUCGAUUGAAGCAAACCACUACCGCAUCGCUUUAGUCUCGAACACCGUAAUGCAAAAAAUUAGACUUCCAUUGCACAAUCGGAACAAUAACGGCUGACCUCGGCUGGUCGGUCGAGUAUGAAUCAAUUAAUUACUGGCACUAUCCUAUCCGCAAAUGGCUAAUAAUUCACCUGAGAUUGACCCACAUUCACCCUCGACCGAAACAACCGCGCACAGAAAUAACCGUUCCCCGGUGUUGUUCUUUCGUUCUCGUUUCCUCUUAUCAGCAUCAUCAUCAUCAACGUUGCGUUUUGUUGUUAACUGGAUUUUGUUUGCCACCGCUAGAUCAUAAAACACAAGAAAGGUGCAAAUUUUCGCACUUUUAACACGGUUCUCUCGGUUAGCUAGUUGUGAUCCGCAUGGUCAUUGCACCAUGAUUACAGUUUUUAAUUGCAUGCACGCACGAAGCAUUUCCCAAUGAGAAUUCCGAACUGCGCAUUGCGCGGUUGACUUUCGAACAAGUUAAAUGACUAACCUCGACAUGCAGUUCAAAACAACAAUCCCCUAAUUUACGGCAACCGUCCGAAUUACCCUUCAACUGGGCGGCCGGUCAUUAGCAAGUUCAAUGCGCAAACGCUCACCGACGGUGCUGUUCGGUUCACGGGUUUCAAACCUGAAACCCGAAGAAGGUGAAACCCAUCGAAGCGUGCGAUGUAUUUAGCCUUGAUCUACCCAUCGGCGCCUACUGUUGCUGCUACUGCUGUUGCUUCUGCCGAUGCCAGCCCCAGUGAUUUCUCACCGUUCGGAAUUGUUUAAUUCCGAGACAUCCCCACGACUAUAUUUUUUUUUGUGGGCUCACUGGGUACUUUACCGAUUGUUAGCUGCAAUUUUGAAUUGCUAAAUCGGUCCUACCCGAGCACCGACAGGGUCAACCGUUGGAACCGAUUAAUAUUCGUUAAACAAUCACCCUCUGCUCGGUAGUGUCUUCACCUUGAAAGAAGAAGUGAGGAGGAGUGCAUUCAAUGGUAAAAUUACCGAAAUUGUGUGCUUCCGGAGGGUUGUGUCAGGUUCGGUUGAAAUUUUCGGUUAAUUGUGGUCUUCAAGUAUGGUGUGAUGAACUUUGUCAGAGUUUGCAAUGGGAAACAAUGUCAGUAUAGUAUAGUAAGAGACUGGAAGGGUCCAAGUGGCUUCCUCGAGUGACAAAUUUGCUGGAGCACCAAUCGAUUAUUCUAAGAGCUUCACGCGUGAACACAAUUAAUAACACAUUUUAUUUUGAUUUUACUUUUCGCAGUGCAACACAAUGGAUUAAAAUAACACCGAACAGACAGUUUGACCGGAAACGAAACAAACUGCAGUAUUAUCAGAAUGUAUCACAGGUCGUCGUCAUCGUUGUCGUCAUCAUCACCACAGUCACCGCCUCCACCUCCGCCGCCACCACCACCACCACCACAACCAACUUCAUCCGGUUCAUCUUCAUUAGCAGUUUCUCAUUCCGCAGCCGCCAUAACACAUGCGGCAACUCUACCGCGACCAUCAUCCAGCGGUGGUCUCCACCAGAUUCAACGCCACACUUCACAGCAACAGCAGUUCCAUCUGGUGCGCGGUGAUUCCAAUCCGGCCCUGCAGCGGAUUUCGCCGCCCUCGCUUGCGGAGGUCACCCCGCAGCAAAGACUGAACGGGAAUCAGAAUGAAACCGUCGGAACCAGGACGGAUCAUCAGUCGUCGAGGCCGAUCGUCUAUCAAAGUGGCCACCCGAAUCAUCAUCAGAAACAACAGCAACAACAACAACAACCGCAACAGCUGAAGGCCGGGCCAAGACCGACCUACGGUGCCUAUACGAAUAAUACUUUACCGCGAGGGCCUUAUCUUCAGUAUAAGUAUAACAAUAUUAGCAGUAUUCCGAACGGUGACAAUAACAGUGCUGCCAGCAGCGGUAACAAUAAACAGAACCACCAGGCUCGGCAGAUCGAGGCUUUGCGCACCGAAUUCCUAGAGCUGGCUAGCAGCCGGGCCCAACAGCAGCAACGAAGACUUCUACUUCAACAACAACAACAGCAAGAGCAACAACCACAACGGAAAAAACACACCGGAAGCAAUCCUCUUCCCGACAGUGCAAGUGGCGAUGAGCGUGACUCACUGCGGAGUACCAAAUCCGGUACAUCUUCGACCGCUUCUUCGACGGCCACGGCGGCCACUGCAAUCGUAGGCACCGUCGGUACUUACCAGCACUAUCAACAACAACAACAGCAACAACAACAGCAGCAGCAACAACAUCAAACACAACUCCAACAGAAUCAAGCAGGCUGUGGUAGUAAUAAUAGUAAUAGAAGUAGCAAUAGUAACCAUAGUAGCAGUAAGCGUCAUAACAACCAACAUCAGCAGCAACAGCACCAACAUCAUCAUCAUCAUCAUAAUCAUCUUCAUCAGCAACAGUCGCAGCAUGCAAACAUAAACAAUGAGCCAAAUCAAAGACUUCCUGGAUCAUCGGGUGGUGGCGGAGGAGGAGGAGUUUGCGACAGUGGAACAGGAAAUGGCAAGUUCACCGGUGGUGGUGGCUACUGUCUCAGUUACGUCAACUUGGCCGAUGUGGUGGCACUGAAGAGGAUCAGUCAACCGGAAGGCUGGGCUUUGCUGUGUCAGUCGGUCCAAGCGCUGCAGGAUCUGUUUUUGGCCGACACCCCCUCGAUAACGAAGGUUCGACCGUUGAUUUCGCCCACCGGACUGCAGAUAACGUCCCGCGGUCGGGUCGUGUUCAAUUUGGUGUCGGUCCAGCAGCCACUGAUUCAAGAGCAAGCAACAUCGCAGCUGCCGAGUGCCGCCGGACCCUUCCUGGACAUGAAGAGCUACCUGUCACCGGAGUAUGUCAACAGUCUCGGCAAAAAGAUUAACUUCUCCGAGUCGGAUAUAGAGAAGAUGUGGAUUUAUUCGCUCGGAGUGACGCUGCAAAAAACUAUCUCAUCCUUUUCGGUCAACUAUCGUCGCCUUUCCGGAAGGGCAGCGAAAGGAGGAGCUUCGGCAGAACUGACGGCGGCUUCGGAAAAUUACGAUAUAAUAAAUGGGAUUCGGCAACAACAACAACAGCAGCAAAAACAUGCGGAUGCUUCGGACAGUGCCGACGAAGACGGACUUACACCGCUGGACCACGUUGUGCUGGCCAUGUGCGAAGCCAAUCUGUACAAGCGGGCCAGUCUGAUGUUUCUGCUGGAUAUCAUCUCCGACUACUGCAAGAAUCACCAUCUGUACAAACCGUUCUCGCACAUGGUGAUCGAUCUGUUCAGGGAGGUCGUCGCAUCCGUUUCAACGCGAAUCGAGGUCAAGCAGGCACCUGUAGCAGUUCCUCCUCCUCUUCAUCCACCACCAGCACCGCUUCAAGCACCCGCAAAACCACCGCAACUUAAGCCAUUGACCACCACCACCACCGAAUGUUACGAGGAGCAAAAAAGCGACACCGAUUCGGGUCGCAGUUCGGAUCACGGUGAACUGGAGGUCCAUCGGAAGGUCGGUGCCACCGCAUCGGUUCCGAUCAACUACGGUAUCACGAUCAGCGGUCACGAUUUGGAACAGGCUCGCUAUUUCGGUUCCACCGCCAAUCUACGGGUGAAACGAGCGGAACCCGAUACCGGGGCGGCUAAGUUUCGUUCGCUACCGCGACCUACCGCAGAGCCAACCACCAUCAACCGGUUGGAACCGGUGCGAAACUAUGCCACGAUUGGUUACUCCAAGAGCACCCGGGCAACGGCCGGAACCGAAGGGGAUCCGAAAAAGUUGCAUGUCGUUCGCCGACGCCACAAUGCCGAGAUGAUGCGCAAACGGAACGACCUGCGACGAAACACGAUCGAUGUGUCCAUGGUGGAGGUGAAGAUGGCGGAAGUGGAGAAACAGCAGCAGGCACUGGGACGGUUACUUCGCAGCAAUACCCGUCUGGUUCCGUCCAAGUCGACCAAUCAGCUGAAUCUGAUCGAUAGCGGCGGCGGCGGCGGUGGCGGAACCGAUUUCUAUCGGAAGAUUGACGAGAUGAGCUUCAAUGCGACGUCGAUGCCGAAUUUGGGAGCCCCACUGACUCAGCGGACAAAUCUACCGAAUGUGGAUCGACGAAGAGACGACUAUCCGUUGCAGAAAUCCAGCAGUCGAAUCGAAACAUUGGACCUAGAAUCGUCCAAAGGACCGGAGUUUGUCCGGAAUGCCAACAGUGUACCCAAAGUUAUCGAUCUCACGGAUGCUAAGACGCAGCAUCGCCGCACGGUGACGAUUCUGAUGCUCAACGGAACUAAGGUCAAUAUCAUCUGCAAUCCCACCACGACGCUUGCCAAACAGGUCUUCGAGGCCAUCAUUCGGAUGGAAAAACUGUCGGAGAAUUUUUUCCUUGGACUCUGUGCCCUCAUCGGAGGUGAUUUUGUCUUUCUACCACCCGAACUCAAAGUCUACAAGGUCGCACCGCAAAUCUGGGUCAAUACAUCGAAAAAAUCCGCCGCGUUGGGUGAAAACAUUGUCUUUACGCUUUAUCUCCGGAUAAAGUUCUUCCUGCCGACGUUACGCGGUGUCAGCUGUUUGGAAUCGCGACAUCUGCUGUAUCUGCAGCUGCGCAAAAGCAUCCUCGAGAGGCAGGUUCUGUGCUCCGAGGACGACCUCAUCACGUUGGGUGGCCUGGCGCUUCAGGUGGAAGUUGGAAGCUUUAAAGAGCACAUGAAAUACAACGAAUACUUUACCAUUUCGCACUACCUGCCGGAGGAAGUGUACCGGAAGAAGAAGGAACUGGCAAAGUACCUGCGCAAUUCGCACUUCUGCAAGCGCGGACUGCAUCAGCUGGAAGCCGAACACAAUUUCAUCCGGUACGUGCAGGAACUGAAGGAGUACGGUUUGCAUCUGUACAGUGCCUCGUGGACAACGGACGAAAAUAUUACGCUGGAGGUUUACGUGGCCAUCUCACUGAGCGGGGUGGCCAUCUUCGAGCGGAAUCUCAAGUUCAAUCCCCGGGGAGCUCAGCAGGAGUUUAACAACAGCAAAAACUGCUACCAGCGGCAUCUGUAUGCGUUCUUCGAUUGGCUGGAGAUUGAAAACAUUUGCUUCUCGAAGCACGUGUUUUGUGUGGUGGUUCGUCGCACGGAGAGUCUGAAUCCGAAGGACAAAACCCGGAUCAAGUACAAACUGCGAAUGGAUGGUCGGAAGAGCUACUUCGCCUUCAACCUUGCCUCGGAGCACCACAAAUUCUACAUGAAACUGCGUAAUUCGUUCGUUUCGAUUAAGGCUCUUUCGGGCGAAUUGAACAUUCCGAUUGUCGAACCCGGUCGAACGACGGUGGCAUCGGGAACGGAUCACAAAGGAACCGCCAAACCGAAACUGACCGUGGCCGAGGUGGAUGAAAAAGCUGCUUUCGAUGUUAAACAUGUGGACAAAAUUGAUAAACCCCUGAAGACUACCGCUCUGCGGGUGCGGAAUCUCAAAAAGUCAAUGCUGAAUGACAACCGGUUGGCAAAAUUGCGCCAAAAGUUCCUGCUCAAACGUUCGAAAUCCUCGGUCGAAGGUGCUCCGCCGUCGUCGGCACUGAACGAAACCGUCGAAAUCGCAAACCAACAGAAUCAGAACAAAGAAAACGAGAAUCCGGCCUUGGGGAGUGGUUCGUCCUGUUCACCUGCGAUUUAUCCGGCCUCUUCGGAGCUAAGUUUGUCGCCGGACGAUUCCUCCAAAUCGUACAACAUGAAUCGGAACCGGGUCAAGAUGGGUACCAGAGUAUUUUCAACUCAAUUUCUGAACAAAUCCUUCGACAAUUUGUACGACAAUCCGCUGAGCGGUGCCAACUCCUACCAAAAUCUGGCCAACGGAAGUUUCAACGAAGACGAUGAAAUGCUGAUCGAUUACGAUCGAGUUGUGCGGGUUGAUCCCAGACAGCUGAUCGAGAGUAGCGUGGAUGACGCUCUGUCCGUCAAGAGUAGCAUGGGUUCGAUGUACUACAUGGAAAAGAUUGAUGAGAAAUCCGUCGGGGGAAGCGAAGAGACUCUGUCGCCGAAAGCCUGUGUGAUACAAUCAAACAUCCGUGGCGAAAGCAGUCACUUCGAUUUACCGAACGAAACCAUCUCGGACACGCUGCUGGAGAAGUUCAACAAUCUGAGCUGCAGUGCAGCAAUCAACGAUCGCAUUCUGACGUCCGUGAUAGUGGUGAAAGAUUUCAUUAAUCCGAACGAGCGAAAUCACCAGCCACAAAUCACGAAAACGCAACUGCUGAAUCGGAAGCGAUCGUUUCUAUCGCGCAGCCAGGAAUCGGUUCUGUUCCAACGGAGAAACGGCAGCGGCGGUCCCCGUCUGGUCGCAUUCGGUGGCGAUGAUCUCAGCUCCGACGGUGGCAUAGCGGAUUGCGGUAGCAGCGGGGAUGAUGGCAGAGGUGCACGGUACACGCUCGGGAUCAGCAUCGUGCAGGGCAACGACAAUACGGUGUACGUGAAGGAUCUGGUACCGAGUGGACCCGGUGCCCGGGCCGGUGUCCGGAUUGGCGAUCAGAUAAUCGCCGUGGAUGGCCGUUCGCUGCUGAACCUACCGUACAGUGAAUCCCUCGCCGUACUGCAGAACACAGGCCGAACUGUGGAACUGGUGCUGUCGCAAAUUUACCACCGACCGGCGCUCAGUGCCAGUACGUUAAACAUCAGCACCGGUCAGCUGCCGCCGAACGGUGUUUGCCAGUCGGAAUCACUGGCCGAUAUUUACCCGACGAAGCUGGAAGCCAUCCUGCAUUCCUCACCCUAUACUAAAAACGGAAUGAAACAGGGACCUCCUCCUUCGCAGCAACCGUACGAUGACAUCGGCAAUCAUUUCGAGGCUAUUCGAUCAUUUUACCAACAGCAGAAUCCGAAUCAAAAUCAUCACCACCACAGCAAAAACGUACCGGAUAUCAUUCUACGAACGACGACAAACCCUGGUGGAAGCUUCGGUGGAACGCUAAGUCCGUCGAAGAGUAUGCCCGAUCUGCCAAAGAUUCUGCAAGUCUACACCAAACCGGCUUCGGUCAGUCCCACCUCGUCCAGCGGAUCGUCCAGGCGAUCGCAGCCAAAAUCUCUGCCACCACCGAAAUCGAUGGGCCCUGCUGUGCUGUCGGCGGCUUCUUCGGCAACAUUGUCAUCGUCCCGCAAGUACUGCGGCCCGGUUCGCUUUCCCGUUACUCCGGCCAAGGACUGUCUGCGCACGAUGCUGCCGGUUCGUCCCACCAGUGGCGGAAAGGUCCAGCUAUCGCUAUCCAACGCAUCCGAGGACGGGCAGGUCCAGUCAGAAUCGGCCCGAAUGUCGUCGGCGUUCGUCGGCAAUGGAGAAGGAAGACUUGUGCCGGACAGAAGUGAUUCCAACUACAACAAUUCCAUGGCAAACGGGGAGGAUAAUUUGCUGAGGCUGUCCCUGAAAAGGCCCAAAUCCUGGAAAUGGGAACUGACGACAUCGAGUUCAUCGCCUGCCAUCAGCUUCCCGAAGAUACAGCUGUUCGAUAGCCGGACCGGGCAGCUGAUGGCGGAACUCGAUAAACCGGAUCGUGUGGUGAACAGUGAGAAGACGGCGGAUGAGCUUUCCGAGCAAUCGAGAAGUUCACAGGAUCGCAGAAACCGCUACCGGCGAUCGCAAACUUCAUCGAUUCGGGAGAAAAUCGUUACCUCCAGUGAGCAUUUGAGUGAUGUAUUCGAGCAGUUGCAAAACAAAGGCCUGGGUUACAAGGUGCCGACCAGUUUCCUUCAGUUUCGUGCCGAGGAGGAUGAUGAUGAUGGGGGUGCCGGUAAAAUUUGUCCCAUCCAGAAGAGUAAAUCAGCCAGUGAAGUGCGCAGAAUCGGCGUAUCGGCGGAUCCGAAUGCCCCGAAGAAGAAAGUGCUCAAAUCGAUGUCCACCCGUUCCAGUUCAAUUCUCGGUAGAAUCAGUGAGCUAUACAAGAGUUCGACCGAAGAGGAACCGGUUCCGGUUCCCAUCGUUCCAUCGCCGGCACCACCAACUAUUCCAGAGAUCAGUAUCGUGGAAGAGCCCAAGAAAGCGGAAAACAAAUCCAAAAUCUACAAACUGGUUCGCAGCAACGCCGGCACUUUGAUGGUUCGCGAGGAAAGUUUCCACACUCAGCGAAGUUUACGCCGUCGAAAACAGCAGCAGCAGCAGCUGGAGGACGAGAAGCGCCACGAAUCACCCAUUGAAAAACGUAUCGUCAUGACGGACUUUCCGGAGUCCAGUUACGACAAUACCAUCAACGAAAUCGAUGCGAUGAUUUCGAAGGUCAUGCUGUCACACACGCUCCCGGAUGUCAGCGAGGAGCGACCGGCGCAGUACCGACGUAAGUCUGAUCAACCCGGAACGACGACCCAGCAGCGAAGACGACGCUCACGUAGAAGUGCCAGUGCCGGCAGUGAUCCCAGUGGGUAUGACGGAAAAAGUCGACAUCGCAGCUCUCCACGAACGAUAACGACAUCACCGGGGUACUUUUCAUCCUCGUCCGAGGAACAGGAAAAACAAAACAGUAUAUCAGUACAAGCCGAGACCCGAUUCGGGUCGUUGAAGCGACGGGGACGAGCAAAACUUCGACGGCACGAUGCGAUAGAUGAUGCUACGGGCAGCACGAAGCCGUACCAGACGACCAAUCGGAAGCAGCAGCAGCAGGAAACAAACGGACAACCCAACGGUGACCAAAUAAUCGCCGAUAGUGACUGGCAGCAGGCGCCAGCGAUCGCCAUCGAAUCCGGCGCUUCGGCUUCGGCUGCUGGAAAAACUGCCGGUGGUGUGAAACGCAAUCCCUGUUCCAUCGGUGCUUGGUACAGAUCUACCGGAAAAAAGUGCCGAAAGUCCCAGCAUAGCAGCUCCGGUUCUUCAUCGUCGUCAUCGUUUCUGGCCGGAACCGUCGCAGCAACCGAUCAGGUCCUAUUCAAAUUAGUCCAGCGUCUGGCGUCGCUCCGAGGCGCCGGCGGAAGCAGCGCCAGCUCUCACCAUAAAAGGAACUGCAAAACCACUAAAAACCAAAACCAAAGUGAGAGUAAUUUCGCGGUCACUUCCAGUGCCGGUAGUGAAAACAAAUGUGCCAUUCCGCGGCAUUCGCCAUCGACGCCAUCAGUGCCACUCAGUCAGAAGCAGCAGCAGCAGCAGGACUCCGGUAGUGAAGUACCCAGUAAAAAGGUUCGUUGCUUGCGGGAGGAACGGGGAGCAGCAGAAAAAGAAGAAGAAGAUCAACUGCCGAACUCUGGUAAUUACCAUACUCAGUUUGUCCUGCUAGUCGAAAACGAACAGCCAAAGUCCAGUGCUAAUGAAAUUGAGUGUAGAAGCUUAAGCGAACUGAUUUCGGACCAUCAACGCCCAUUUCCGGACAGCGAUCUAGUGCUCCGCGCUUCGUUGGAUGACGACGACGACGACGACGUCGACGGUUGCGAUGAUGUUGCCGAUGACGACGACGACGACGAAGAGAAUUUAAUUAAGCCUACUGGGAUUAAUAGUAGUGAAAAUAUCGCCACCAUCAUGGGAUCCAACGUAUCCCGGCAUCACGAGAAAGGAUUGACGGGCCGGCGGGCACAAUCGACUGAUAACCUCAAGUCGGACCAAACCCAAUCGUAUCAGUAUCAGUACAUCAACAAUAACAACAACAGCAGCAGUAACAACAACAACAACCAUCUGAUCGGGGGAAUCAAAACCAACGUUCCGCCGGAUCUGGCUCCGGGAGGGAAUUUUUCCGGUCUUGUCAAUGGCUCUGGGGACGGCGGCAGUGGUGCCAAUGAUGACUGUCAUCCGACCAGCAGUAACAAUGGCGGCGGCGGCAUCGGAAUAGGCCAACACGAUCGGAACAAGUUUUGCGGCAGCUUACCGAAUCACCUGGACGCGGAUGAUGCCUGCGAGGCUGUCUUCAAACAGAACGAGUUUCUCCAAACGCACCUAAAGAAUGUCCUGGCAUCCCAUCAGCAACAGCAACCGGAAUAUGUGACCAUGUCCAGUUUGGCCGACCCGGACUGUUUGAGUGUAGAUGGAUCUUUUGUAAGCCGACAACAGCAGCAGCAACAACAACAACAACAACCACCACCACCAACAUAUCAGCAAAGUUCACCAUUUUGCUCCAGUUCCAGUGGGAAAGGUUCAACCAUUUCGUCUACCGCACUCGGAAGCAGAACUUUUCGCUGCCCAGGAGACCGGAACUCGGAGGAACUGGCCCUCGGUAAUGGAACCCCCCAUCAGCUGAUGUUGCCCCUUCUGCGAACGUCUACCGGCCAGAACAUCCAUGGCAACAACAACACCAGCAGCAGUAGCAGCAGCACAACGACGACGACGGCAACGACGGCCGAUGCCGGCUGUGAUCAGGGUUACGGAAGCGAACGCUCCCCGGAGGACGAACUGCCGCCGCCACUGCUUCUGAUGCACGAAGCCCAGUACAACGAGAUUCUGGCAUCAUCCCAGCAGCUUCCGGUCAGUGCAAUCGAGCCGAACGAUUUGCAGCGCUACUGGAACUACGAGAAGGCGGCCACGAGUCUGAUUGCCAGUGCCGAAUACAGCUUCAUCACCAAAGAGUCCGUAUUUCUGGUGCAGGUACCGAAGGGAACGCGCGGACUCGGUCUUUCGGUGUCCGGAGGGUCCGAUUCGUCCGCCCCCUUUCCCGGGCUGAUCCGUAUCAAACGACUGUUUCCCCACCAAGCGGCGUGGGCCACCGGAAUGCUGCAACCGGGUGACAUUCUGCUCGAGUCCAACGGGAUUCCACUGUCCGGGCUAACCAACUACGAAGCCUUGGAAGUUCUACGAACGGCACCGAACUACGUAACACUGACGGUGUGCCGACCGCAGGACGAACAAUACCGGAAACUAUCGCCCCCGAGUGAACCCCCGAAACCACCCCAACGGAAUGCUCCGGUUCCGCCCGGUGGCGGCGGUGAGCUCCAAUCGCACCAGUUGCUGCAGUUACAAACGGAACAGCAGCAGCAACAACAGCAGCAAAUGAUGAUGAUGCCUCAUUACUAUCAGCAACAGCAGCACUAUAUUUAUCGACCGCAAACGUUGGAUUGUACGGCUCCGUACGGUGGAGUGCCGCUGCCCCUGGAUUCCGCCAACUUUAAUGGGGAGUUCGAAAUCAUCCUGACCAAACAGCAGGGAUCGCUGGGUUUCACGCUGCGCAAGGAAGAUGAAUCUAUUCUCGGUCAUUGUGUCCGGGCGUUGGUCCGUGAUCCGGCCCUAAACGAUGGCCGGAUCCGACCGGGUGAUAAAAUUGUCGCCGUUAACAAUGUCCCGAUGGCACAGAUGACCCACGAAGAAGCUGUGAUAUUUUUGCGACAGGCCGCCGACGUGGUGAAGCUACGACUCUAUCGGGACGAUUCGCUAACACCGAUGUCCGCACAGUCCCCCACCGGAUUGGAGUGUUCUCUGGGAGGACUUUGUUCGUCGGCAUCCACUUCCACCGUGGGACAUGGUGGUUCCGGUCGACCGAAGCCAAACCUACGCCCGGAAGCGUUGAACCUGCUGACGGAUAUUGCCUAUCGAAAGCAGACGGCCGGAACUCCGAAUUCGGGUGGCGAUGGAUCGACCAGUUCAUCGGUAAAGUCCAGUAACGCUUCACCGCGUCGACUGCGCCGAGGUCUUCCACAACAACAACAGUCGAAACGAUCGUACGACAAUCACGGAUACCAGCAUUCCGGUGGUGAAACAACCUCCAACUAUUCCGACUCGGAAACGUCCACCAUCGUCAGUCAAGCUAGUUCCUACGUUCCUUCCCCCCAUCAGGCUCAUCAUCAAAUGGUCCCGCCGGGGGUUUUCCACAGUACAUCGUGCCGAUCGUGCGGUGGAACUGCGGUAACAGCUGUGAAACCACCACCACCACCACCGAAUCUGGACGAUCUGUACUACCGGGAUGAGGAGAUCGACGCCGAAAGUUUGUACGAUGACCAGGACAGUGGUGGUGAUCACCACAAAAGGCCUAACUUUCUCGAUCUGGCCGGUGAAAGUGGGAGUACACCGAUGUCAUCGCGUAAACCGCGGUUCCAGUUUUCCGUGGCCAACACAAACGCGUACGAACUGAACAACCUGGACAAUGACGCCCUGGAUGCUCCAACGCAGUACGCCCUGAACAACCCUGGUGGCAACCUGGCCACGGGGACGAACGAUCAGUUCAUAAGCCUUCCAUGCGAAACAUUCCUGGUGGCGUGUAAAACGGAAAAUGACCUGAAUGCGGACUCGACGGACGCAAUUUACGUGAAACAUUUCGCACACAAAUCACCGCUGUAUUCUUCCGUGCACGUGCCACUGAAGGAUACCGGACACAACGCGAGCGAGGUGGUGGAUGCCGUCGAAAAAGGUGGAAAAAUGAGUCUCAUGAAGUGGAAAGGAGCCACCCUGACCUCGGACGAGGAAGAAACCCCAAGCCAGGAUGGACGAACCGAUGGUACUCCGUCUUCCGUAACCACCGAGACGUCUGAAACUCUGUCCAGCUGCGAUGGGACGACUCUAACGCACGGCACUCCCGAUGUCGAGUCCAGCCUGUUGGCCACCAUGGGUACAACCAGUACGACUACACCGACUACCGAACGGGAACUGGAAUCGGUUGACUGUGGAACCGACGGUGAUGGAAAUAAGAUUUUCACCGUCGAGCUCAACAAACGCUGGAACAGUCGGCUUGGGUUCAGUUUAGCACCGGAUCCGAUCAGUGGCCGGACGGUGAUCAGAGCUAUCUACAGCGAAAGUGUAGCCGCCAAGGAUGGAAGACUGCGAGUUGGUGAUCAUGUUAUUAUGGUUAACGAUGAAUCCGUGGAAACGAUGACUACCGCCCAAAUCAUUGACCUGCUGCGUAUUAUUCGAGGAUCGAUUAGUCUCCGUUUGGUACGUCGAUCAGUUCCGCCAGCUGCCAUUUCAAGUUAUUCUCUCGAUCAAACCCCGGACGAGGUGAAUCAGCCAGUAGACACUCCGUCAAAAGUCCAAAACAAAUCAAACCAACCGGAACUUCCGGAGUUUCCCGAGCAGUAAAGUCGUACGUCUACCAAAUGUCUCUCUGAUUUUUGGUUUGGUUUCUGUAAUCCCUACUUCGGUGGUAACGCUCAGGACGUUGACGGUCCAUUGUUUUGGAAAUUUAGCAGUAGAAUUUAAAACUCUCACCGAAAUAAAAGUCGAUAGUCGAUAAGUAAGUUCUCAUCAAUCAACUCACACUGACAUAAUCAAGCGAGCAAAAAACCACACAAGUUCUCCGACGGGAUAUUCCAUUAGGGAGAAACGGAUCGCAUUUGUUGUCUACCGAAAGUCUAGUAAGUUAUUAUCAUAGCGAAUGAAUUUGAAACAAAACAAAACAAAAAAAAAUAGCAAAUAUCUAGUUGAAGGUUCAGAUGUGCUUCUGAAACUACUGUUUUUACCAGAAAAUACCAAAAAGUAAGUUUAAUCAUAGCAAGAAUCUGUGAGAAAGAAUUUAAGCCCAGCGCAGAAAAUGUUAACAGAAGUUGUUUCAAAAUUAAGGAGCUGUUCCGGUCGGAAACCAAAGUUUCCAAUCCCAAGUUCAAUCUGUCUCGUCUGUCAAGCCUGUGAAGAGUCUAUUAAAAUAUAAUACACACAUGAAAGGAUACUAUUGUUUCUACGAA
Malaya genurostris is the source of this 15221-nucleotide messenger RNA. RefSeq lists its product as uncharacterized. Gene Ontology annotation, biological process: positive regulation of hippo signaling. Gene Ontology annotation, molecular function: protein binding. The record is from RefSeq and is a predicted model, not a curated record. The transcript has 29 exons. Bases 3058 to 14619 code for a protein of 3853 amino acids. Gene Ontology annotation, cellular component: cytoplasmic side of apical plasma membrane; cytoskeleton. NCBI's taxonomy places the organism in Eukaryota, Metazoa, Arthropoda, Insecta, Diptera, Culicidae.